This is a messenger RNA of Lolium perenne, 672 nucleotides long. RefSeq names its product pathogenesis-related protein 1. NCBI's taxonomy places the organism in Eukaryota, Viridiplantae, Streptophyta, Magnoliopsida, Poales, Poaceae. The record is from RefSeq and is a predicted model, not a curated record. Gene Ontology annotation, cellular component: extracellular region.
GUACAAUUGCAAAGCUAGCUGCAUCCUACACACUCGUAGCUAGCUACUACUGGCAUACGGAAAUCUCAUACAGAUAGGUAUACACCCAAUGGAGGCGCCCAAGCUAGCCAUUUUGCUUGCCCUAGCCACGGCAGCAGCCAUGAUGAAUCCUUCCCAGGCGCAGAAUUUGCCUCAGGACUAUGUUUCAGCGCACAACAGAGUCCGCGCCGCCGUCGGCGUUGCCGGGGUGAGCUGGAGCACAACGUUGCAAGCGUACGCCCAGAGCUACGCCAACCAGAGGAUCGGCGACUGCAGGCUCCAACACUCUGGCGGGCCGUAUGGGGAGAACAUUUUCUGGGGAAGUGCCGGAAAGGAUUGGACGGCGGCGGACGCUGUGAACUCGUGGUUCAGCGAGAAGCAGGACUACGACUAUGGGUCCAACACCUGCAGCGCGGGAAAGCAGUGCGGGCACUACACACAGAUUGUGUGGCGCGCCUCGACGACGAUCGGCUGCGCUCGCGUGGUCUGCAACAACAACCGCGGUGUGUUCAUCAUCUGCAGCUACGACCCACGCGGCAAUUUUGUUGGACAGAAACCAUACUAACUGCGAUUUGCUCACUCGCAGUACGUAUAGACCCUCGUUCCCCACAUACAUGCAUUCGUACCGUGCAAGGAUUCAUGCACGAUCCUACU